AGUGCCUUCUCCCGACAUCCCCUGCGCGCCGCUUCCGGUCGCCAUGGAAACGAAGGCAUCAAGGAGUUUUACGCAGGGUAGACGCGCCGCCUCCCAGGGCGCGGGUGGACUGUACCGUGCUCUUGCGCGGCGACAGAGAUGCUGAAGGCCAAGAUCCUCUUCGUGGGGCCCUGCGAGAGUGGAAAAACUGUCCUGGCCAACUUUCUGACUGAAUCUUCUGACAUUACCGAAUACAACCCAACCCAAGGAGUGAGGAUCCUGGAAUUUGAGAACCCAAAUGUUGCCAGCAGCAAGGGCGCAGGGUGUGAGUUUGAGCUCUGGGACUGUGGCGGCGAUGCUAAGUUUGAGUCCUGCUGGCCGGCCCUGAUGAAGGAUGCCCACGGAGUGGUCAUCGUUUUCAAUGCCGACAUCCCAAGCCACCUGAAGGAAAUCGAAAUGUGGUAUUCCUGCUUUGUUCAGCAGCAGUUCUUACAGGAUUCUCAGUGCCUGCUGAUCGCACAUCACAAACCGGGCUCUGGAGGUGACAUGGGAAGCCUGUCUUUGUUGCCACCAUUGAACAAGCUGAAGCUGGUGCACUCGAAUCUCGAGGAUAAGCCUGAAGAGAUCCGGAUGGAAUUCGUAAAAUAUUUGAAAAACAUCAUCAGUUCCAUGUCUGAGAGCAGAGACAGGGAGGAGAUGUCAAUCAUCACUUAACGGCCUUCCUCUGGGACGUCCACCUGCUGAUGCAGUCAGCUGCUUCCGAGCACGGAACCAAGAUUGUACCCAGCUACUUGUGUUUUCUUCUCCCCGUGGCUACAGAAGAAACUAUCCUCUUCCCCCGGGAGGUAGCAGUCAGCCAGGAAUUGACUUGUACUAUCUUCUGUCCUUAGUUCAGCUGGGAAAAUCAGUGGAUUCUGAGUCUCUGGCCCCAGGCGUUUUCAAAGAGCUGGAAAAUUGAGGAAUCCCCUCCCUGUCACAUAUGUCAAAUUAUAAAAACUGUGGAAUUGUAGCCAUCAUAGCCCAAAGAUGCAACAGCAGUUUAAACCAGGUGUAUUGUUUGGAUGUGAUUUUCAUUCCUUGAUUCAGUCAACCAGUUCUAACUAGUAGAGCAUCCACUGUGAUGCGUGAGGUACAGUUCCAGCUGUAGACCAUAUAUGUGAUGAAACCACAAAACCCUUCCCCCAUACUGUCUUCAUUGUGUUUUUCUAAAUAAUAGUGAGGUAGAGUCAGAAACUUAAGUACUAUGUUUUAGGUGGGGAAAAAAAAAAGACCGAAGCUGGGGAUUUAGCUCAGUGGCAUAAGGCCUGACUGGCAGGUGUAAGUUCAACCCCCAGUACCAAAAAAUAAAAGACUGAGCAUGUUGUCUCGUACCUGUAAUCCCAACACUGGGAAGCUGAGACAGGAAAAUUGCAAGUUCGAGUCCAGCCUGAGCAACUCAGCAACCUAGCAAGACCCUGACUCAUAAAAUAUUAAAAAGAAAGAAAUUUUUAAAAAAAGAGCUGGGAAUGUAGCUUAGGCCAAAGAGGCAGUGUUCAAUUCCCAGCACAACAGCAGCAGAGUAGAGUCUUCAUUUUCUGUAGCUGGUGUAAAUCACGCAGCUCCCGUCCCCGAGUCAUGAGGGAUACUCACUAUGCCCAGUGCAGCUGCAGUCAGGCCUCACGUAUGGAUUUUAUGUUUGAGGACUGGCCUACUUGUUAAAAUGUAUUUGUCUUCCGCAGAUCUGUACUUGUGGUGCUUUCUCAGUUCCUCGUAGACAUGCACAGCAUGGCCUAAAGUUUCAGUCCCUGAAACCUCUGUGCUCCCAGCUGAGGCCAGUGGAGGGCUGCUCUGCAUUCUUGUUUUAGCUGUCACAAAGCAGUGGCCUACUUCGUGCCAUUUCUCUGAGCAUCUCAUUUGUGACCUCACUGUGAAGUGGCCCAAGUACAGUGGUGAGGUGCUAGCUAGUGGGCUUGAGCCCAGGAGGGCCGCGUGGGGCUCCUCGAAGACAGGAUAUGCGUCCCAUCGGCUUCCUCCCAGCAGGGGCUACAGUGCUGCUGGCCUUGAAUACAGAGAUUGUGACUCAACAGUUUAUUUGAAAUAAAACAUCUUUGAAAAGAAACACAUAAAACAAGUUACAGAUCACGCAGUUGAUGAUCAUAUUCUAUAGAUUGGCAGGAAUUUAGCCCUGUAUUUCCUCUAAGAGCAAUGCUUAGUAUUACUAAGUCAGUAUCCUUGGUGACUUUAUAGAACAUAACAGCUCUGAAUAACAAGAAUCAGCUUAUUUCAAGGCUUCGCUCACAGUUCUGGAGGCCAGAAGUCCAAAAUCAGUAUGACGGGUCCAAAUCAGAUGCCACACUCCCUCUGGAGGUUCAGGAGAGCCUUCUCUGAACCCUCUCGCCCCUUCCAGCUUCUGGGGACUAUUGUCAUUCCUUGGUUUAUGGCUGAAUCACUGCAGCAUCUUCAAGUUUCUUUGUGUUCUGUCCCCAUAUCGCCUUUUCCUGUCUGUGUCUGUUUCAAAUCUCCCUCUGUCUACAGCACUUCUGUAACUGCCUUUAGGGUUUACACAGAUAACCCAGGAUACCCUCCCUGGCUACAGAUUCCUAACAGUCCCAUCUGCAAAGACCCUUUUUCCAAAUAACACUGACAGGUUCUAGGGAUUGGGUCAUGAUCUCUUUAGGGGCCAUUGUUCACCUACCACAAAUGCCAUUCACUGAAGACUUAGUAGAAGAGAAAGGACAAUUUUUGGGGAGAUUACAAAUGACUUGUUCCGGAUGACCCAGGCAAUUAGAGGAGAGGACAAGACUGGACCCCAAGCCUCUGCUCUUUCCAAAAUCUAAUUGGCAGUUCUCCCUGUAAGCAUGGCUGAAAAUGUCACCCAUGUUAUAACUGAGAUUAAGAAUAUCCUGUCAAAGCCUGUUGUGUUCAAAUGUGGGGCUUUUUGAGGGUGGCUAUGGCUGACUUGCUGCUAGGAAGUGGAUCCUGGACCACCAGGGGCAUGGCCUGGAAAGAUAUAUCCUCCAGACCCUCCCACCAUGCUGUUUCUGCCUUGGACCCUGAUAACUAUGACCUGAAAACAUGAGCCAAAAUAAACCUUUCCUUCUUUAA
This is a messenger RNA of Cavia porcellus (domestic guinea pig), 3063 nucleotides long. It is a transcript of the gene Ift22, whose product is annotated as intraflagellar transport 22. The record is from RefSeq and is a predicted model, not a curated record. Lineage: Eukaryota; Metazoa; Chordata; Mammalia; Rodentia; Caviidae. Gene Ontology annotation, cellular component: endomembrane system. Bases 139 to 693 code for a protein of 184 amino acids. The transcript is spliced from 5 exons. Gene Ontology annotation, molecular function: GTPase activity. Gene Ontology annotation, biological process: intracellular protein transport.